Molecule: messenger RNA, 1495 nt
Organism: Prorocentrum cordatum
Lineage: Eukaryota; Dinophyceae; Prorocentrales; Prorocentraceae
Source: the annotation of a GenBank genome assembly
GGGGGGUACUUCGAUCCGAUCGAUCUGAUUUGACGGCGAUUCUGGGCGGCUCGGUUCCGGGGGGAGAUUGAAGGCCACCGCCCCCGCGCGCGCGUACCUUGUGCCGGAUCAGCUUUUCGUCGGGGGAGAUCAAUUGUGUACGCAACCCCCUCUCCACGGUCUUAUGCCAGACCAGGGGAGUGGUGUACAAAAGUCGUGUUCCCACGAUUUGAUCUCGCUGCUCCGAAGCCUUUUUGGCUCAAGCCCCCGUCAGAGGGGAUUUGCUGCACACCGGAACUGUAUUAGGCCUGUGGCGUCGAGAAGGGCAUCUUCCGUUUACAGAUACAACGCGAUGCAAGUGUUGUGCGUGUUCAUUCUUUCUUUUUUGACGGUGACUACCCAGCUGAACGUGCGCUUGGACGGAGACGAUGUCGGUGUAGAUGACAAGGUGGACACUCUUGUGUAUGAGUUCGGAGGCUUCUUCGAGUUUGUCGGGCAUGCGAGCGAGGCUGCUGCACCUCGCGAGCAGGAGGAGCAGCAGCAGCUCGUCGGGCACGACCGCAAGAGCGACGAGACCUGGCCAGUGGGCUCGUGGCACGCGCCACUUCGGUCGAACGAAACCUACCCAGGGAAGGAGAACUGGCCGUUGUUCGACACGCCGCAGUGCUCCGCCGACGACAUGACGGUCAUCAACUAUUGGGCAUUGAAGCAGGCGAAGAAGACACUCCCUGUGGCCGCACGCGCCGGGGACUUCAAGACAGGGUCCUGCUACAAGACGUUCACGACCGACUGGUGGUUCGGGAUCUCGCAGUGGGUGUCGUGCUACCAGGAGUUUUACAACGUCUCUACACCGUGCGCCACUUGCAUAGGUAGCGUCUACAACAUGGCCAAGUACAACAUGUCGGAGAACUGCUACAACUUGUGCAAGGGCCGCCCGUCGAGGAGGGACGGCUCCCACUGGUGCUGGGAGGACUGCCAGCAGUGCAUGUGGUACGUCGGGAAGAAGCUGUCGGACUGCUACGGGGAGCCCUACGAUAUGACGUGCCGCUAUGGCAAGGAGCUUGGCAAGGAGGGGUACUUCGAGAAGAACGGCAUCGACCCCAAGCGAUGAGAGGAGUGUGUCGGCCUUUUGGGGCCAGCAAGGUCGCGCUGUUGAGCCUUUUUCCCCUUUGCCGCGUUUGGUGGUAAGGGAACCUGCGCAUAUGCAGCCCGUGUCCGCUGACAUGGCGUUUGUCAGAUAUUCGAUGCGUUCGGCAACGAGUUAAAAAACGAUUUGAUCUCGAUGCCGAUUUCUAGGCGAUCCGAUGCGGCCUGAUGCUUGCACGACGCUGUCGAGCGUGCUGUCGCUCUGUCGCACAGUUAGAUUAGACCCGACCCCCCGAUUCGAUGCCGACUCACAUCCUGGAUCAGGGAGUGCGCAGCGUUCUCCGCCUCCCAUGAGGGGGGGAUGAGGUUUCCAGCCGCCCUCGUGCCGCAUGCCGGCUACACGUGUCUAGACCUCCAGCGGCGCGACCGA